Messenger RNA from Toxorhynchites rutilus septentrionalis, 2610 nucleotides. It is a transcript of the gene ABCB7, whose product is annotated as iron-sulfur clusters transporter ABCB7, mitochondrial. The record is from RefSeq and is a predicted model, not a curated record. The transcript has 6 exons. Gene Ontology annotation, biological process: intracellular iron ion homeostasis; transmembrane transport. Bases 8 to 2437 code for a protein of 809 amino acids. Gene Ontology annotation, cellular component: mitochondrial inner membrane. Gene Ontology annotation, molecular function: ATP binding; ABC-type transporter activity; ATP hydrolysis activity. Lineage: Eukaryota; Metazoa; Arthropoda; Insecta; Diptera; Culicidae.
CCCAAAGAUGGCUGCUCUGCUGCAUAUCACAUCAAAACAGAGCUGCCGCUCCAGUAGAAUUUGCUUAGAACAUUUGCAAAAAUUCUUCAUCGGUUAUCAUCCUGCCGCUUCUGGAAGUGUUCUGAUUUCAACCCGAAGUUUCUAUACUCGACCGAAAGCCUUGACCGUCGAUCAGCGAAAUGAUCGUCAACAGCAGCAACGUCAGAAUGUGCUACUUGGGAAGAACGCUCGGAAUCUGCUCCAGCCUAUGUUUGCAAGAACGAAGGCAUCACAAAAGACAGCAACGAUUGGAACUAAUGUGUUGGGAGAUACCUUCCAGAAGAAUAAGUUGAAAGGUUCCCAAACUAGUUGUCCACCUCCUCCAGGGCCGCUACUAGUGACGACAUUGCAUACCACCGCAGCCGUCUGCUACCGUGGUCCCGGUCCACUGUUGGCCAAUGUUCAAGCUCUAUCUGCGUCACAUCAACCGCAGCAACAACAACAGCAACAACUGAAGAAAUUCGAAGCUCCAACUACGCCUCAAAAACAACCAAUCCGACAUUGUUUUCAUUUAGGACAUCAUCCCGCCUCCGGAGAGAACAUUGGUACCUACGAGGGACCUAACAUUACCGCUACCGAUAUGGUGAAAGCAAUGGCAACAUACAUCUGGCCGAAAGACGAUGCACUUGUCCGAAAAAGAGUGCUCAUCUCGCUGGGACUUCUCGGGGGAGCGAAGGUUCUGAAUGUGUGCGUGCCGUUCCUGUUCAAAAUGGGCGUAGACAACUUGAGUGGACUCAGCAUGGAUUCGGUUCCUCAUGCAGCUGCUUCGAUGACGAUUGCGGUUCUCUUAGGAUAUGGUAUAGCGAGAGCUGGCGCUGCAGCUUUCAACGAGUUGCGGAAUGCAGUGUUUGCGAGAGUUGCACAGCAUUCGAUUCGAAAAAUUGCCACCAAUGUGUUCCUUCAUCUGCAUAAUCUUGAUUUGCAGUUCCAUCUGAGCAAACAAACGGGUGCAUUGUCUAAGACCAUAGAUCGAGGCUCACGUGGCAUCAAUUUCGUGCUAACUGCGAUGGUGUUCAAUGUUGUUCCCACAAUAUUCGAACUAGCUCUUGUGUCGAGCAUUUUGGGUGUCAAAUGUGGACUUGCUUACGCAGGCAUUUCGAUGGGUUGCGUGGGCGUGUACAGCGCGUAUACCCUAGGCGUGACACAGUGGCGCACCAAGUUUCGUGUUUACAUGAACCAAGCGGAGAACGAGGCCGGCAAUAAGGCGGUGGAUUCGUUGAUCAACUACGAGACGGUUAAAUAUUUCAAUAAUGAGCGAUAUGAAGCGCAGCGCUAUGACGAUGUGUUGAAGAAAUACGAAGCCGCGAGCCUGAAAACUAGCACGAGCCUAGCGCUGCUCAAUUUUGGUCAGAAUGCAAUCUUCAGUGUAGCUUUGAGUGCCAUUAUGGUGAUGGCCGCGAAUGAGAUCGUGAAGGGAAAUAUGACCGUAGGAGAUUUGGUUAUGGUGAAUGGGCUACUAUUUCAACUAUCAAUUCCUCUGGGUUUUCUUGGAAGUGUGUACCGGGAGGUUAGACAGGCUCUACUGGACAUGAGAACCAUGUUCACAUUGAUGGGUGUAGAAAGUGCAAUUCAAACAAAGGCUAAUGCACUUCCACUGAACAUUACCCGGGAGACCGCUUCGAUCGAGUUCAGGGAUGUCUGCUUCAAGUACAACAACAGUAAUCAAAUAUUCGACAAGCUGAGUUUCGUGAUACCAGCCGGAAAGAAGUUUGCCAUCGUUGGAGGUUCUGGAUCCGGAAAAUCUUCAAUGGUGCGCUUACUAUAUCGGUUUUUCGAACCCGCUUCGGGCCAGAUUUUGAUCAACGGGCAGAACAUUCGGGAAAUAGAGUUGGAUAGUCUUCGAAAAGCAAUUGCCAUUGUUCCACAGGAUUCUGUGUUAUUCCACGACACCAUUCGGCAUAACAUACACUACGGAGAUUUGACGAAGGGCCAGGGUGAAGUCGAACAAGCUGCUAGAAUGGCUGAUCUACACGAUUCAAUCCUUAAGUGGCCCAAGCAAUACAGCACACAAGUGGGUGAACGUGGCUUGAAGCUAUCCGGAGGCGAGAAACAACGAGUCGCUAUCGCGCGGGCUAUUCUGAAAAACUCUCCCAUCCUAAUAUUUGACGAAGCGACAAGCAGUCUGGAUUCGAUUACCGAACAAACUAUUUUGGAAGCAUUGAGCCGGGCAACUGAGCAUAGAACAAGUAUUUGCAUCGCCCAUCGUUUGUCCACAGUGAUGGACGCGGAUGAAAUUCUAGUGCUUGAGAAUGGGUGCAUCGGUCAGCGUGGUACCCAUGAACAACUGCUUAGAAGCGGAGGUUUGUAUACUAAGCUUUGGGAUGCCCAAAAUAGAAUGUACAGUAUUGGAAACAACAAUUCAAAAAGCAAAAUGGAUCCGAAUGAGAGAGUUCAAUGACAAAAACAACUUUCCGUAAAAACCCCAAGACGGACACACUUGUAAAACUUGUGUUUCAAUCCCCUUUAGUCAACAUUGGUUGUAAAUAUUUUUGUUUUAUUCCGUAGAACGUAUGCAACCGUUUCCACUUCAUUAUGUACAUUUAUAGAAAGAAUAAAUUAUUUUACGUAAAA